Drosophila novamexicana is the source of this 1821-nucleotide messenger RNA. RefSeq lists its product as uncharacterized. The record is from RefSeq and is a predicted model, not a curated record. The transcript has 2 exons. The coding region runs from base 1 to 1821 and encodes 606 amino acids. Lineage: Eukaryota; Metazoa; Arthropoda; Insecta; Diptera; Drosophilidae.
AUGUCGUUGAACGUACAGCUAAUUAUGUUAAUCCUGGUGACAGUAUUGAAAUUAACGAUUGGGCAGGACGAGGGUAGCGUGGAUAGUUAUGCAAAAAUGUUUGAACCCAUGCUGAGUCAGCAGGAGAGCACCCUGGAACUGCACUUGCGUAGCAUGCGGGAUGCGGAUAAUAGAUUUGUCCAGUUUCUACUGAGACAGCAGAGUAAUGCAGUAAAAGUACAUGUUGCCCAGGAAACGCCAGUUGGAGAGUCGGGCGCAGCUCUAGUUUACGACGCUGUGGUCCACCAUUUCUAUAUCUAUGAACAUGUGCACCAAAUGCAGCAGCACCUAAAGCAGUUCACCAGCCAGGUCGGCUUUUAUUUAAUAGCACUGGAGCGAUUGGCAGUGGAUGAGCAACAGCUGUUGCAGCAGUUUAUGGAGACAAUCUGGCGGGCUCUUGGUCACAAUCGCAUCUACUAUGUGCAGUUGGCAGCCGAGCGAGUGCUGCUCUACAAUCCCUUUCUGCAAUGCGUGGUUCUUGCCGAGGAUGAGCACAGCUAUGAGCGCAUUUACUCCAAUCUGCAUGGCUAUCCACUACGCGCAUACAUCUUUGAUUCAGUGUACUCCGCACUUUACGAAGAUGGCUCCACCGAACGGCCUCUACGUGCCACAGGGCCCGAUGCCACUGUGGCAGAAAUAGUUGCCAAACACCUUAACUUUACGCUGAACUACGUUUGGCCAGAUGACGAGUUCUUUGGUGGCCGUCAGCCCAAUGGCUCUUAUACUGGAGGCGUGGGGCGUGCACAUCGUCACGAGCUGGACGUGAUCUUUGCCGGCUUUUUUAUUAAGGAUUAUCUAACGUCGCGCAUCCAAUUCAGCGCCGCUGUCUACAUGGAUGACCUGUGCCUCAUUGUGCAGAAGGCUCAGCGUAUUCCACAGUCAAUUGUGCCUCUCUUUGCCGUUCGCGUGGAUGUCUGGCUGUGCUUUCUACUCGUGGGCUUUGCAUGCGCUUUCGUCUGGCUCUGCCUGCGCGGCUUGAAUCUGGGCCUGAGCAUUGAGUGUCUGACCGAUCAAAAGAUUGAUGAUGGUCGCUUCUUGUUUAUUGCCUGGCGCAUCUUUAUCGACACCUGGAUCGUGUGGGUGCGGGUAAAUGUUGGAAAAUUUCCACCUUACAAUUCAGAGCGUAUUUUCUUGGCCUCGUUGUGUCUAGUUAGCGUCAUUUUUGGAGCGCUAUUGGAGUCCAGCUUGGCCACGGCAUAUAUACGACCACUGUACUAUCGUGAUCCCAAAACUUUGGCAGAACUAGACGACUCCCAGAUGCCCAUUUACAUAAAACAUCCGGCAUUUAAGGAUGAUCUAUUUUAUGGCCACGACUCGGCGGUUUAUCGACGCCUGAACGCCAAGAUGGUCCUGGUGGGAGAGGGUGAGGAUCGUUUGAUCAGCAUGGUCGCCAGAAAUGGCAGAUUUGCCGGUGUGACGCGCUCCGCCAGCCUUGAGCUUAGGGACAGACGCUACAUUAUGACCCACAAGGUGCACAAGAUACCCGAGUGCCCCAAAACCUAUCACAUUGGCUAUGUACUGCCAAGGCCAUCGCCCUAUAUGGAUGCCAUCAAUACUGUACUGCUGCACAUUUUGGCAGGCGGACUCCUAGACCAUUGGAUAAGCGAGAUGAAGGAGCGCGCCAAGUUGAAUAUACACCAUUAUCCCGAUUAUUUGGCAGUACUGGGCGUGGGACAAUGGAAAGUAUUGACUCUAACAGACAUACAACUGGCUUUUUACGCAUUGGCAAUUGGAUGCGUACUGGCUGCACUAGUUUGUCUACUAGAGUUCCUCAUUAAAUAA